AUGGACACGGCCAAGAUCCUAGAUAGUCCACGUAGAUAUGCGCAAUUCGUCGCACCGCAGCGGCAGCAAAAGCAGGGCCCCCCUAGGCUGGAUGCCUAUGCGAGGUUGUUGGCGAGGUUCUACGAGGUGCUAUUCUUCUCCCGCGUCGCCUCCCAAACUCGCGGCCUCCACACGGAGUACCCACCGGACAGAAACGACGAGCAGGCCUGUCGACGAAGAUUUCUCCGAAACAUUUCCUUCAUCUGCGACUUCGACAAGGGGGGCGCCUCAUGCACAGCCGUUGGCCUCGAGGACAGCGAGGCAUGCUACAAGUUCUGGGUUGCGUCGAACGCGCCGAGGAACAAGACGGUUGACAUCCUCCGUCAAGUACUUCGGUGCUUGGCCCGACUGACAACGACUCCUACGACGGAUAUGGACAAGAAGACGGAGGAGUUCCACGCUAUGUGUCUGGAACUCACGAAGCCGCGGAUCAAGAAGGAAUGGAAGCUGCUGAAACGAGCUAUCGGAAAAAUAUCUGGUACCCUCGCAGAUUCGGAACAAGAUCGGGCGCUGCUCGGAUGGCUCAGUGCCUUCUCGUACAAGGAUGAGAUCCAGAUCUGCAAGUCCGCCCAUGAAGCAAAGGACUCUCCCCUCAUCAAGGAGAUGGGGCUACGGGCAAGACAGCAACACGUAUCCAAGCCUGGCUGGAGAAGCCCAUUUGCCGACGCGAAGCAUUACGUCGGGCGCCUUGCUCAGCACGUUGUCUGCAUCGAAGAGUUGAUUCAAGACUCGCACGAAUUUUCCCACGUCUUAGAUACGUACGAAGUCCACAUGAUUGCGAAGCGCCCUAACGUACAGGCCCCCGUCAGCGAUGCCCAUACUACGCUGGAUAGCAUCCUCAAUAGGAUGUUCAGCAAGGGAGACCCAAAGAAAGACGAGGUGAAGGAGCAUCUCUUCCGACUUGACCAUCAGUCUAAUCGCACCUUCUUCCUGCGGUUCCUGAAGCAAUACUCCGAUUGCAGACCGCAGGUUCACGCCGAGAUCCAGGUUCUGGAGCACUUCUACGAAAGCGGGUUGGCCUUUGCCGACAACGACCGUUACAUAGGAUGCAGCAAGCCCUCCUGUUACUGCUGCAUGCUCUACUUCAAGCACCACCCGGCUGGCAUGGUGGUGCCUGAAUCGCAUCAGAACGUCUGGAGUAACUGGGCGCCGCCCCUUGUGGAAAAGUAUCAGAAAGAUGACCCCGAGUUUGUCCGUCAGAGGAAUGUCUUGAACGCCGUGAUCAGAGACCUUCGCCACGAUUUUACUCAACAAAUCACCAGUGGCAUGGGACCUCCGAGCUGGCACCCCGACUCCGUAUCUGCAACGUCGAUGGUCCCUCCAAGGUGA
Messenger RNA from Geosmithia morbida, 1368 nucleotides. RefSeq lists its product as uncharacterized. The transcript has 2 exons. The record is from RefSeq and is a predicted model, not a curated record. The coding region runs from base 1 to 1368 and encodes 455 amino acids. NCBI's taxonomy places the organism in Eukaryota, Fungi, Ascomycota, Sordariomycetes, Hypocreales, Bionectriaceae.